Uncinocarpus reesii 1704 is the source of this 204-nucleotide messenger RNA. RefSeq lists its product as uncharacterized. The record is from RefSeq and is a predicted model, not a curated record. Lineage: Eukaryota; Fungi; Ascomycota; Eurotiomycetes; Onygenales; Onygenaceae. Bases 1 to 204 code for a protein of 67 amino acids. The transcript has 3 exons.
AUGAUCGAAUUCCCAACUUUGCAACCCGCAUUCAGCCUCCAGCCGAUGGUUGGCGGGAGAGUGAAAAGUUUACCAGGCUUUUCCCCAGCAUUCAAUGGCGAAUUUGUCGGCUCUGGCAACGAUUAUAUCCGUGUUGAUCCUGACGGCAAACAUUUCAGACUGGAUGCUCAUGGGGUGAUCCGAACAGACGAUGGCGCGGUAUGA